Mugil cephalus (flathead mullet) is the source of this 3559-nucleotide messenger RNA. It is a transcript of the gene reps2, whose product is annotated as RALBP1 associated Eps domain containing 2. The transcript has 19 exons. NCBI's taxonomy places the organism in Eukaryota, Metazoa, Chordata, Actinopteri, Mugiliformes, Mugilidae. Gene Ontology annotation, cellular component: cytoplasm; plasma membrane. The coding region runs from base 320 to 2329 and encodes 669 amino acids. The record is from RefSeq and is a predicted model, not a curated record. Gene Ontology annotation, biological process: endosomal transport; endocytosis. Gene Ontology annotation, molecular function: calcium ion binding; protein binding.
GAAUUCUGCCUUGAACUACAAUUUCUACACUGCAGUUUUGGUGUGAUCCAACCCCUCUUCCUGUGCUCUGUCGCCCCCAGCAGGCGCAGGGCGGCGGUGCUACGAUCAAGCCACAAUAGGCAGUAGGAGUGGACAAUCCAGAUCCGGGCAGGCAGUCUUGUCUCCACAGGGAGCAGCGCUGUGUGUAGGUGAUACCGUCCGCCGCUUGCCAAACACCCCCAUCUCUUUAGAAACAGGAGCCGGCGUCCGGAGCAGGAUGUAUUGAUCUGUUUGCCUUGUAGCGCUUCUCCGGCGGAUCCUCCAUGCGUCAGCCGCGGGAAUGGAUCAGGAAUCCGGUGCGGCGUCUGCGGGGAGUUUCAUCUCCCUGAAUGAGCACGAGCAGAGGUAUUACUCAGGUCUCCACGGUCUGUGCCAGGCUGACACUUCAGGGAAACUGUCGUCCGUCAAAGUGGCAGAGCUGUUCAAGGCGUCUCAGCUACCUCCAGAAUCCCUGCAUAAAGUAACCGAAGUGUGUGGAGCAAAGCGCCUGGGCUACUUUGGCACACCCCAGUUCUACGUGGCCCUGAAGCUGCUCGCUGCCGCCCAGUCUGGUCUACCCAUCCGCCUGGAGAGUGUUACGGCCAAUCUACCUCUGCCCAGAUUUGUUGGGCUGAAGAAUGAGCCAGAGAUGCGAUAUCCAGCUGUUCCUCCCGUCUUAGACGCUCAGGGGGCUCACUGUGGGUCUGCACCCAGUUCUCUCUCCUGGACUCCAGCGGACAGGAACAUCUUCCGACACCCCGAGGCCAGUGUAGACAAGAAGGAGUCUUGGUCACCUCCAUCAUCACCAUCCAGUUCACCUCCUCGGUCACCACUGACCUACCGCAGCUACCAGUACGCCAAGCAGAGAAAUGGGGUGGACUCACAGAUCGGCUAUGAAAGCAAACAUUCCUCGCGGCCCGUCGUUCAGCUGGAGCAGCAUUCUUCGCCCAGUAACUUUGGGACCAAACCCACUGUGGAGCAUCCAGCUGUAGCUCGGGCUUCCUCGGCGGAGAGGCUGGACCAGCAGGGCGUACUGGACUACACUGAUGAUGACCCAUGGAGGAUCACUGAAGAACAGCUGGAGUAUUACACCAAUCAGUUCAAAAGCCUGCAGCCUGACCUCGGGGCUCUGAUCUUAGGCGCUGUAGCAAAGAACUUCUUCACAAAAUCCAAGCUCCCCAUACCAGAGCUUUCCCACAUUUGGGAGUUGAGCGAUGUGGAUAGAGAUGGAGCUCUCACGUUCUCUGAGUUCUGCACAGCCUUUCACCUGAUUGUGGCACGUAAGAAUGGUUACCCCCUCCCAGAGAGCCUUCCCCCAACCCUACAGCCAGGGUUCCUGCAACCCGAAGAGGACAUACCUGAUACUCCUGAAAGUGCAGAGCCGUUAAUUGUCUUUGAGGAUACAGGACCGAGGCCCAGCCAGAUGGAUCGAGGCCUCGCAGACAGGCUCCAGCCCAGCAUGACAACAAUAAAACAAGAUCUGAAAGAAGAAUCUAGUAAACAAGAGGCAAGCGUCAAGAUGGUGACGACAUCUCGGGAAAAACAGACUGCACAGCGAUGUGGUUUUCCUGAGAGGCCAGAACCGCCUCACGACCUGGACCCACAGAUGAGGACAAAAACUAGACCAAGGUCCUACUCGAGCACUUCUAUCGAAGAUGCCAUGAAGAAAGCAGAAGAGCCCCCCACCCCUCCUCCUCGACCCCAGAAGACCCACUCCAGGGCCUCCUCGCUGGACCUCAACAAGCUCUUCCAGCAGGGUGCUCCAGGUGUAAAAGGUGGAUGGUUGUUGCCUCCAGCCCUCCCACCUAGACCACUGACCUCACAGGUUCCUCAUUUCACCAGCGUUGCAGAGAAGACUCCCCAGAAUAAAGUGCAGCAGCCGAACUUCGCCGACUUCAGUCACUUCAGAGAAGAGGAGGAGAGCGGCGUGAAACCAGAAGAACCGGGUCUGUCCUCUCGAUUCGGACCAAGCACUGAAGACUUGACAAAACCGUCAAAACAGGACAUCACCGGUGCGUCUCACAGCCAGGCGCCACAGAAGCCGGUCCGCAGGAAAUACCACCCAGAGAGCCAAAACCUGGAGACUGUACCUCCACCUGCCAUGCCGUUUCCUCCCCCUGCCAAACCUCCUCAAAAGCUCCUGUCCAGACAGAAGAGGGAGAUCCAGAUGGCGAUCCGUAAGAACAAGGAAUCCAACGCCGUGCUGACACGCCUCAACAGUGAGCUCCAGCAGCAACUUAAGGUGGUCCAUCAGGAGAGGGUCACCUUGGAGUCCCAGCUGGAGGUCCUGCGGCCCCUGGCCUCGACAUGACUGAGCCUCAAGUCUGGCUAGAGUCACGUUACCAGUCCUUCGACGGGACACGUGGGUUUCUCUGUUAAACAUGAAUGUUGGUUGGUGCAGGAAGUUGUUGUUUUUGUCCUGAAUAAAUGUCAAAGGGCUGAUGAUAGGAGCAAAAGUGCAUUGUUGACUCAACAACCAGGGAUGUUACUCUUCUUUAAUCUCUUUAACCCCAGUCCUGUCAUGUUACUUUGUCUUACUUUUAAUGAUGUCUUGCAGGAAUAAACCGUGCAUUUUUAAUCACUGUAUAGUAUGAACGUUUAAAAAAAGAAAAGAAAAAAAAAUCAUGUUUCUGAUUGUGACAUUCUAACUUAUUUUUGUCUUUUGGUUCAACAUUAGUUUCUCUCAUAUGUCUUAUAUUGUUUACAAGACAUGUAACAGUUGCACACAUAUGGCCAUGACUACAAUGUGUUUCUGUGGUAAUCAUGGAAUUAAAACCCUCCCAGCUUUCCUUUUUACAUAGUCACAUACAUGGUCUAAAGCAAGUGAUGGUGCUACAGAUUACAACCCUUUUUGCACUUAAAGAAAUGAAAAUGCACAUUUGCAAGGUUAAUGUCUUGAUGUUAGCAAAAGCCACAUCAGAUGUUCAUUGAACAUAGCAUAUUUAAACUUCCGCACGAAAUGUGUUUGUUGAAUAACUGUAGCAGUGGGACACUGAAGAAUGUUGACACUGGAUUUGUAUGACACAUUUUACUUGAAAAGUUGCUCCUCUUCUUCAUUUUAGCGCGGCAGGUCCGAAACGAAACCUGACGAUGUUUUCAUUUAUGUUAAUUAUAUAUUAUUUUUCCAGGCACUGUUCGUGAUUUCACUGUUAUUCAAGUUGGGGAAAAAAUAAAAUCCAAACACCGAACCAGUGUUUACGGCCAAAAGAAAGACGAGAAAACGAGCACAAUGUUCCUGUCGUGUUUUGCAGGAUGGAUUUCAAAACAGACGACGUCUGAUUAGGCAGAUGAGGUGUUGAUUUCAUCUACGCGUAGACGAGGUGCUGCUCAAGCUUGCUUUAGACCUUUUUUUUGUUUUUUUUUUAUUUUCCACAUGAUUGAUUGGUCACGGAAGUGAUAAUGGGAUGAUGGCAUGCCUGAUACUGCAUGUUUGCUAAAAUGAAGUGAGGAUUGGAUUGUAAAUUUGCCUGUAAUGGUGCACACAAGUGAGCUCUGGGUUGAAGACAAUAAUCAAAUUAAUCAAUAAAGUUGUCUAUUUUUA